Cladophialophora yegresii CBS 114405 is the source of this 2742-nucleotide messenger RNA. Its product is annotated as dynamin GTPase. The coding region runs from base 1 to 2742 and encodes 913 amino acids. Gene Ontology annotation, molecular function: GTPase activity; GTP binding; microtubule binding. NCBI's taxonomy places the organism in Eukaryota, Fungi, Ascomycota, Eurotiomycetes, Chaetothyriales, Herpotrichiellaceae. The record is from RefSeq and is a predicted model, not a curated record. The transcript has 2 exons. Gene Ontology annotation, cellular component: microtubule; membrane; cytoplasm.
AUGAGCGGUAGACUCCUCUCGGCGAGGGUCGCGCCUUUGCUGCGCCAGCGGACUCCGGCAGCCGCACGAAAUCUGCAGCAUCAUGUCCUGACGAAAGCCGGUGGCCUGUUAAGGCCAAAUGCACGCUUCCCACCUCGAACAUGGCCUCUUGGAUCGAGUUCUAUACACAAUGUCCCAAUGGUUCGGCAUGCUUCUUUCGUACGCAUCCUUCCCAAACUUGCGCUCAGGAUGGCUCGGCUGCCUGCGAUGUUAGGAGCCAGCAUGCUCGCAGGAUUGGCCUACAUCCAGUAUCAGGCGCAGCAAGCGGGCACUUAUACCAUGAACGUUCUACGGAAGGCUGGAGAGGCUGUGACUGAGACGUCGUCGAGUAUGUUUGAAGGCGCAAAGGACAUCGCCAACCAGAUUGGAGCGGGUUGGGAACGGACCAAAGAGGAUGCACAUCUACCAGCGUGGCUUCAGCAGUUCUUCGCGAAGGGUGAGGGCUCUGGGGAGGGAGGCUCUGGACCGGAACAACCAAAGUCGACGAUUGCUUCUGCGGGAGUUGCGGCAGCGUCCGGGUUGGCGAUCGGAGUUGAGCAGUCUGACGAAGACGAGGACCGUUCGGACGCACAUAUCGCAAAAGAUGAUCAGAUGAUGCUGUUGACGAGGAAGAUGAUCGAGAUUAGAAGCAUCUUGAAUACAAUUGGACAGGGGGGAGCGCUGACCCUACCAUCGAUCGUCGUCAUAGGGUCACAAUCAUCAGGGAAAAGUUCCGUGCUCGAAGCAAUAGUCGGCCACGAAUUCCUCCCGAAAGGCUCAAACAUGGUCACUAGACGCCCAAUUGAACUCACUCUUGUCAAUACGCCAGACGCAAAGUCAGAAUACUGCGAGUUCCCAGCCCUGGGCUUGGGAAAGAUCACGGACUUCUCCCAAGUCCAGAGGACGCUGACAGACCUGAAUCUUGCUGUUCCCACGGAGCAGUGCGUUUCGGAUGAUCCUAUCCAGCUUACAAUUCACUCUCCUAACAUACCAGAUCUAUCUCUGAUCGACUUGCCCGGCUACAUCCAGGUGGUCGGGAAAGACCAGCCCGUCGAAUUGAAGCAGAAGAUCGCCGACCUGUGCGACAAGUACAUCCAGCCGCCGAAUGUCAUCCUGGCCAUCUCCGCCGCCGAUGUAGACUUGGCCAACUCGACUGCUCUGCGGGCUAGUCGAAGAGUUGACCCUCGCGGCGAGAGGACGAUCGGUGUGAUCACGAAAAUGGACUUGGUUGACCCCAUGCGAGGCGUCGAAAUACUCUCGGAUAGGAAAUAUCCUUUACGGCUGGGUUAUGUUGGCGUAGUCUGCAAAAUCCCACACCAGACGUCAGGGCUAUUUUCGCGAACUGGCGCGAAUGUCACAAAUGCUGUUGUCAAGAACGAAAAUGCGUACUUCUCGUCCCAUCCCCUCCAGUUCGGCCCCAAGUCGGAGGUUGCUGUUGGCACUACGACACUACGACACAAGCUCAUGCAUGUCCUCGAACAGACCAUGGCGGCAAGUCUUGCAGGCACUAGAGACGCCAUCGUUCAGGAGCUUGAGGAAGCGACAUACGAGUUCAAAGUACAAUACAACGAUCGGCCACUCAGUGCCGAAUCAUACUUGGCAGAGAGCUUGGACAGCUUCAAGCACUCUUUCAAAGAGUUCAGUGAACAGUUUGGCAGACCUCAGGUGAGGGCUCUGCUGAAGGAGGUCUUAGACCAAAGAGUGAUGGAUCUGCUGGCUAAGCGGUAUUGGAACAAGCCUGUGGAAGACCUGUCACCAAUGCAGCCAGAAGCGGACCCCUUGUCUGAGCUCCCCAAGGCCGACCCAAACUCGCUGUACUGGCAACGCAAAUUGGAUGCUUCCACGUCAGAGUUGACCAAGCUCGGAGUUGGAAGGCUGGCGACGACUGUGGUGGCAGCCGAGCUUCAGAGCCAUAUUGACAAGCUAAUCGCGGCCUCGACUUUCGCCUCGCAUCCCUUCGCACAGCGCUCGAUCGUGGAUGCUUCGUCGAGCAUCUUGAACGAUCGCUUCUACAGCACAAGUGAUCAGGUCGAGAACUGCAUCAAGCCGUUCAAGUUCGAGAUUGAGGUCGAGCCCAAUGAAUGGAGCAAAGGACGGGAGAACGUGGGCCGGGUGCUGAAGAGCGAGCUCAAGGCCUGUGAAACCGCGCAAAGACAGCUUGAAGACAGCAUUGGUAAAAGAAAGCUCAAAGAUGUGAUGGGCUUCAUCGACCGCGUUAGGAAAGGCGACGUUGUUCUUGAGGGAGACGGAACAGGCGGUGCAGGUGGAUUCUCAUCCGCUCUUCUACAGAAAGGCCGAGAAGCCGUCUUCCUGCGCGACAGAGCCGAUAUCAUCAAGAUGCGUUUGCUGGCCGUCAAGUCCAAGCAGUGUGCCAACUCGAAGAACAAAUAUUACUGCCCUGAAGUCUUCCUCGACGUGGUUGCGGACAAGCUGACUUCAACGGCGGUGCUCUUCCUCAACGUGGAACUUCUCUCGGAGUUCUAUUACAAUUUCCCUCGCGAGCUGGACUUGCGGCUCGGUCGACAUCUCGACCAGAGCGAGAUUGAGCGCUUCGCUCGGGAAGAUCCCAAGGUCCGGAGACACCUGGAUGUAAUCAAGCGCAAGGAGAUGCUGGAGCUGGUCCUGGAGAAGAUCGAGAGUCUGAGGCAAUUGGAGGGCCGGGCGAAGAAGGAUCAGGCGAAACCCGUCCAGGCCAAAGAUAGAGGACGGUGGAGUCUGUUUUGA